CCCAGAAAUUUAAAAAAAAAAAACCAAGAACACAAUUGCAGAUGCAAGAAAGAAAAUCAGGUCAUUUAGUGCAAAACCUCGCCACGUUAGCGAGCCUUCGGGUCGGGAAUUGCAAGACUGUCGGGGAUUGUUGGAUCCGAACCCGGAUCUUCGAGACAAACCAGAAGACCAAGUUCGACCCGGCCAGCACGGUCCGCAACUACCACUUCGAUCUCCGAAUGCCCUCUCUGUUUGAGAGUAUCGUUGGUGAAAUUAUCGACGAGAACUCGAAGAGUCCUAUCGUUCUCGGCUUGAUCUCGGUGAUGAGAUCGACGGCUUGUGCUUCUGGCACGUCAGCUACGGCUCUAGGUGUUUUCAGAGUUUCGCCUUUUAAGUCUUCUUCGAUUUUGUCUUCGGUUUCGAAGUGGGUGCUACCACCUUGUAACGACGAGCCUGAAACAUCAUCGGAGUCAUCGACAACAAUAACGACGAUGAAGAUGGCGACUACGGCGGAGUCGAAGUUUGAUCAGAAGAGUGGUUGGUUGUCGAAGAUUUUGAAUUUAUGUUCGGAGGAUGCAAAGGCUGUGUUCACUGCUGUGACUGUGAGCAUAUUGUUCAAGUCAUACUGGAAGAGUGGUGUAAUGGAAAUGCUUUUUGGGCUAAACAAAGAAACAUUGGGCCUUGUGAUUUAA
Molecule: messenger RNA, 671 nt
Organism: Quercus lobata
Lineage: Eukaryota; Viridiplantae; Streptophyta; Magnoliopsida; Fagales; Fagaceae
Product: probable thylakoidal processing peptidase 2, chloroplastic
Exons: 2
Coding region: 42-671 (209 amino acids)
Source: RefSeq, a predicted model, not a curated record